CCUCCACCCAUGCGCCCCCUCCCAAUCUCCAUAGCCUCCAACAACCAACUCCAUCUCCUGCCUCCUGCAACUAGUCCUGCCAGUGCGCCGCGUCCGCCGCCAGUGAAUGCCGUCCGCAAGGACUGCCCCUGGCCCCUUUGCUCCGGCGCUCCUCGGUCGUCCCCGGCCCUUUGCCUGGUCGCUAGGGACGUGCUGCUCCACGCCUGCUCCUGCCGGUGGCCGCCGCCUGCCGCGCCGGCUCUGGCGCUUUGCUCCUGCCAAUCCCGGGCUGCUCGCCUGCUCGGCCGGACUCUGCCGCCCAGGACAGGACUUGCUGUCAACAAACAGCAAGCAGGCUGGGACAGGGAAAAAGAAGAGGAAGAUAUAUUUCAUUGCAAGUUUCAACACCCAGUGUUUCAGUUGGACUGAAUCAACUCCACAAAUUGGAACAACCAUAGAUUGGACCACCGCCUUUGGCUUCAAACAACCCGCCUUCAAUCUCAACUCGAGAAAGGCGAUGGAUCGAGGUUGGAUGAGUCAACCAAGAGCUAGUGCUGCUUACAAAGAUGGUGUCGAACAAUUUCUGUCUUUUGCAUUCCAUGAUGUUCCAGCUGGUGAUAGAAUUCUCUGUCCUUGUGUAAAUUGCCGAAAUAAAGCUAUGCAGAGUUAUGAUGGAGUGAAAACUCACUUGAGAUGUGAUGGUAUUCUUCAAGGUUACACUAAGUGGGUUUGCCAUGGAGAGGAUUACAGUGAACCAUCAUUUGCAUUUGCUCAUGUAUCAGAUAACAGUGGCAAUUUUUCUAUUCCUGGCAUCCCAAGGAAUGUUGUUGGAGAAGGCAACCAUGGAAGGAUGGAUGACAUGCUAGGACUCUUAAGUGCUGUCUUUGCUAUGGCUAACAGUUGUGAAUCUUUAUCAAGCACAUCUGAUGGUGAAUUAGAUGCGUUGAAUUUGAGAAUAUGGUACCUAAUUCAGUUGAGGAUGAGAAUGCAGAUGCUCAAACAAGGAAGAAACCUAAUACGUAUGCAAGCUUCUUGGAGGAUGCAAACACAGAGUUAUACCCUGGAUGUAAAGCAUUUUCUAAGUUGUCAUUUCUCAUCACCUUGUAUCACAUGAAAUGCUUACAUGGAUGGUCACAAGAAUCA
This is a messenger RNA of Aegilops tauschii subsp. strangulata, 1122 nucleotides long. NCBI's taxonomy places the organism in Eukaryota, Viridiplantae, Streptophyta, Magnoliopsida, Poales, Poaceae. The record is from RefSeq and is a predicted model, not a curated record.